Molecule: messenger RNA, 687 nt
Organism: Ylistrum balloti
Lineage: Eukaryota; Metazoa; Mollusca; Bivalvia; Pectinida; Pectinidae
Product: keratin-associated protein 21-1-like
Exons: 2
Coding region: 1-687 (228 amino acids)
Source: RefSeq, a predicted model, not a curated record
AUGGCUGUGACUAUGACUCUGGCUAUUACUUUGGCUGUGACUGUGAUUGUGACUGUGGUUGUGACUGUGACUACGGUUGUGACUGACUUUGACUACGACAAUGACUACGGCUGUGACUAUGACCGUGACUACGACAAUGACUACGACUGUGACUACGACUGUGACUACGACAAUGACUAUGACUGUGACUACGACAAUGACUACGACAAUGACUAUGACUGUGACUACGACAAUGACUACGACAAUGACUACGACUGUGACUACGACUGUGACUACGACAAUGACAAUGACUGUGACUACGACAAUGACUACGACUGUGACUACGACUGUGACUACGACAAUGACUAUGACUGUGACUACGACAAUGACUACGACAAUGACUAUGACUGUGACUACGGCUGUGACUAUGACUGUGACUACGACAAUGACUACGACUGUGACUACGACAAUGACUACGGAUGUGACUACGACAAUGACUACGGCUGUGACUACGACAAUGACUACGGCUGUGACUACGACAAUGACUACGACAAUGACUAUGACUGGGACUACGACUGUGACUAUAUCUGUGACUACGACUGUGACUAUAUCUGUGACUACGACUGUGACUAUGACUGUGACUGCUACAAUGACUACGGCUGUGACUAUGACUGUGACUACUACAAUGACUAUGACUGUGACUACUAA